Clonostachys byssicola is the source of this 2499-nucleotide messenger RNA. The record is from the annotation of a GenBank genome assembly. Lineage: Eukaryota; Fungi; Ascomycota; Sordariomycetes; Hypocreales; Bionectriaceae.
ACUAUAGACCCGGUCACAGGGCUAGCCGGGUCUGCUGUCCUGUGUGCGGUAUGGACCCAAUGGCAAUCUAGCCGCAGAGAUGAACCCUGGGCCGAGUUGAUCUGCUGGAUCUUGCUGCCGAUAUUUUGCAAGGCUAUCACUUUGCCUAUCAAUCGAUUUGAUACAGAAAAGGUAAACGAGUUGCAGAGAUCACCCGGCCCGUGGCUGUGGUUAUUUGCAAUAUGCAUAGCAACUCGAGCAGUGUGCGAAGGAGAGCAGGGGAGUAACUGGCUUCUUCCGUUGUUGAUGCCUCUCCUCUUGGUUAUCGAGCAGUAUCUCGGGCAAGGCCUAUCAUGGCCGGCCUCUGUUUAUCCCGGUUUGAUUUUCAUGAUUUCAAAUACGCUGUUGGGCACAACCUCGAUAGCUCUCUUUGGGAUUUCCACCCUCAUUGAUUUCAAUUUGAUUCGCGUUGCGUUGUCGAUAACAUCGGCGGUAGCUUCCUUCACAAUGUACCUAACACUGCUAAACAAAGGAUCCAACCUUUCUCGACAUAUCCCUCACAUAUGUAUUCGAGAGGAUAUAAACCCGCUUUCUUUUCGGGUGACUUCAACUCUUGUCAUCGUUUUGAGCUUAAAGACCAUCACAUUUGGGUGCGCGGUCCCUCAAGUGCUUCCCACAAUCACGCUGGGCAUCUUCAAGGCUUUCACUUGGUUCUUCUUAAUUCAAACUGCACAUCAUACUACAUGGCGGAUCGCAGUACCGAUCACAACCUUCAGCAUCUUAUCAACAACUGACCCAUUUUCUCAAUCAUGGGAUAUCAAUUCCUUCUUUAUAUUGGUUGGCUCAAUCCUGCUUCUAGCCCAGAUCAUUGGAACAAUCCCUAAACAUCCAAAGACUCUCUGGGUACUAUCUCUCAUCCCCAUAAUCCCAUACCUUCUCAGUCUCCAAGCCAUCAUGUCGAGUCAACACAUGGCAAGGAUUAGUUUUCGCAACCACCAGAUGCACCCCGUGGAAGAGGCGAUACAUGUCGCGCAAGGUGAACUCAACUCCCUUAUCCAGCGACAGUCCAAAAGCUACACCGCCGCGCGCGAUGAAUACAAACGCCGGUAUGGUCUUGAACCUCCUCCAGGCUUCAAAGAAUGGUACGAGUUUGCGAAAAUGAAUCAGUCUCCGAUCAUCGACGACUUUGACUCCAUCCAAAGAACCAUCGCUCCCUUGCUGAAACUAAGUGGCCGCGAAGUUCUGGAAGCCAUGAGCGGGUUAUAUUCGCGGCCAGAUAGCGAAGUAUGGUCUUGUGAAUAUUCUUCGCAGAAGUCUGAAACACACUGCAGCCAUCCUCGGCGCACAUUCGACAGACAUAUAUCACUCUUGUUUAACAGGUUGAUGAAGGAUGUUCCUAGCGGCGUCCACUCCCUCAGGUUCCUUGUAAAUCAUUUUGACGAGCCAAGAGUCCUGACAACAUCCAAGUCCCUUACAAACCAACUGUCACAUCAAGCCGGGAGUUUAAGGCAGGGAAGAAACGGCGAUGGAUCUUCAAGCCAAAUCUGGGAUAUGGUCAGCCACGACUGCAACUUCAAAGACCUCGAAUCAGACCAAUCUGAGAACUGGUCAACUUCUUCGCCCGACAUAGGCCUCGUCCGAACCCACAGCCAACAAGUUGAUAUCUGCCAACACCCAGAAUACCAACACAUGCACGGCCUCCUCACAAACCCAGUAACAUUUCGCCCAAUCCAAGGUCCCGUCCCUGUCCUCUCGACGGGCUCGCUCUCCACCAUGGACGACAUCCUCCUCCCCAGCCCCGCCUACCUCGAGGAAGAGUUCCAAUACGACGAGGCACAGGACACGGACUGGGACAGUAAGUAUAACAAGCUAUACUGGGCAGGCUCCACGUCGGGCGGGUACGCAAACGGAAGUAACUGGAGAGACUUCCACCGCCACAGAUUCGUAAACAUGAUCCACAACCCGGCGCGAGACCAGACAUACUGGUACCUACAGCAGCAGAAGAACGGCCUAGUCGAGCGCGUCCCCUCGUCGUUCCUCAACCGCCGACUAUACAACGUCGCCUUCACCCGCGUCUUCCAGUGCGAGCCGUCCGCCUGCCACGACCAGCGCGCACACUUCAACGUCAGACCGUGGGCGCAUAAAGAUGAGGCGCUCGGGUACCGCCUCGCGUUCGACCUGGACGGCAACGGCAUCAGCGGGCGCUUCUACAAGCUGCUCGCGUCCAGGUCCGUCCCGCUGAAGCAGACCAUCAUGCGGGAGUGGCACGACGACAGGCUCGUGCCGUGGGUGCACUACAUCCCUGUGAGCCAGGAGAUGGCGGAGCUGCCGGAGCUGGUCACGUACCUGACGUCGACUAAAUCCGGGCAGGAGCAGGCAAGGAAGAUUGUUGAGCAGGGGCGGGAUUGGUAUUCGAGGGCGUUUCGUGAAGUUGACAUGACGAUUUACGUGUAUCGGCUUUUGCUGGAAUUGGCGAGGCUUCAGGAUCCGAGCAGGGAGGGAGCUAAAGAGGUUAAAUGA